GCGUAUGAACGCUUGGUAUGUUCUUCCUUUAACGUCAUCAGUUAGAUAUUUCUUCCUUUAAAAUGUAUUAUAUAUAUAACCGUGUAUGUAGAUUGUAGGUAGUUGUUAUAGUCAUUGUCGUAGUACGUAUCUGAAAUAAAGUUGUGUGAAAUUUACUGGUUGUCACGAUUGAAUGAAGAAUAGAAUACAGUCCCAAGUUAAGCGAGCAUGGAAGACCUAUAUACUAGCGGGGUUUCCACAACAUAGUGGUCCUUCGAGCCGGAUAGUGAACUAGAAGAGUACAACCAGGUAAAUAUGACGGAUUUAGCGAAGCAGAAAAAGAUACGUGGAGGACAUCGAGGACACGCAAAAAAGCUGAUUGGAGAGAUCCAAGGAAUAUUGGAGAAUGAUGCGAAUGAGAAUCGUUACGAGUUAGAGCAGUUGAAGGACGCCUUAAUCGCGAAAGUGGACGUUCUCAAGGCUCUCGAUGAUUCUGUGUUAAAAUUAAUGGAGGAUUCGAAGGAAAUUGACGAAGGGGAGUUCGGGCAGGAACUGUCUGAUGCGAGCGACUGCCAGUUAAAGUAUCGAAAGGUAGUUCAUCUUGCAGAAAUGAAGCUAAAUGAAGUGUCAUCGGGUAGCGUUACUAGCGUAGUUAAUAUAGCAGGAACGGUCAGUGACGUGGCCAGUACAAACGUUGCCAACGGUGGAAAUAUUGCGACGGAAUCCUCGUCAGUUGAGAACUUCGAAGAGACGACGAUAUCGACAUCACCAACGCAGCCUGUACAACAAACGAGUGGAAGUGUACGUGUGAAACCGCCUAAACUCGAGGUAAAAAAGUUUAAGGGAAGCGUUUUCGAGUGGCAAGAGUUCUGGGAUGCAUUUGAGAGUUCAAUUCACACGAAUGUCGGGUUGUCAGACGUCGAUAAAUUCUCUUAUUUGAAAGGACUUGUUGAAGAGCCAGCGAAGUCAGCAAUCAGUGGAUUUUCUUUGACUGCCGCGAAUUAUGGAUCUGCUGUGGAGCUUUUAAAACGGAGAUUUGGGAAACCUGUCACAAUACAAAGAGCUCAUAUUAACGAGCUAUUAAAUCUACAGGGAGUGUACAAGGAGCGAGAGACGGGGAGGUUGAGAGCGUUAUAUGACAAAAUAGAAUGCCAUUAUAGAGGAUUAGUUGCGUUGAAAGUGGGCGAAGCUACGUAUUCGAGUAUUGCUGUGCCUUCUCUUCUCGAAAAGUUGCCAGAAAGCGUACGAUUGACCAUCACCAGGGGUGCGGAUUUUAAAAACUGGACAAUGACAGACUUGUUGGACCAAUUUCGCGUUGAAUUGGAGUUACGAGAAGAAGCUGUAGUCCUUGUCCCUAACGAUGGACGCCAGUCUGGGUAUGGAAAACGAGAAACAAAUGUAUAUACGAACUCUGCUCUGUUUGCUGGCUGGGGAAAGGGAGUUUGUGCAUUUUGCCGAGGAAGUCACAACCAUGAAGCUUGCCAGAAGGUGAAGGACACCAGAGAACGUAAGAGUAUUUUACGAAAAUAUUCUAGAUGCUUUAAUGGUUUAGAUAAGGGUCACUUGGCCAGAAAUUGCAUGAAUAAAGUAGUUUGCAAUAGUUGUAAGGGACAACAUCACACAGCUUUGUGUGAGAAGAAAAACACUGAACGGGACGACGAUAAGGAGGGUAAAAACCAGCAUGAGGGCCCCAAGGAUGUAGUAAACCCAAGUAAUAUGACAUUUGUAGGUACUAGUUGUAGGAUUGCGUUGCAAGCGGCACAAGCGUUAGUUAAGGGCGAAAGGCAGCGCCGCGUAAGGGCACUCUUCGAUUCAGGCAGCCACAAGUCAUAUGUUACCGCUAAAACUGCGAAUCUAGCGGGGUUAAAGGUUCUGCGCAAGGAAUUGUUAGGCUUAAGCACGUUCGGCCAGAAAGCCAAGGAGACGGAAGUUAGGGAAGUUGUUCGCGUUGACGUAAACCCUCUAGGUAGUGGCAAGGUGCUCACUCUCGAGGCUUACGUGGUGCCGGUAAUUUCACGCGUAAGGAAUGAGCACAUUGAGGUUGUCAAGCACAAUUUUCCUCAUCUGAAGGACCUUUGGUUUUCAGACGUUAACAAAAGCGCGCAUGAGUUAGAGAUAGAUUUGCUUAUAGGUUCGGAUAAUUUGUGGAAUUUCCAGCGCGGUCGUAUAGUAAGGGGGGAGCCCGAUGAACCCGUAGCGUUAGAGACCGAAUUAGGGUUUGUGUUGUCUGGACCGUUGAAGGGGAAACGUGGGGAUGACAAUGAUGGGACAUUGGUGAGUUUUGUUGCUUCAACAAGCAUGGGUGGUAUAGCACAUGUUGGGAACGUUACUUUGGAUGAUGCGGUGCAUAGAUUGUGGGAUUUGGAUAGUUUGGGUAUUAAGGAGACGGACGAGGUUUACGAGGCGUUUGGGGAUAGCAUAAGAUUUGAUGGUGUGAGAUAUUCUGUUAAACUACCAUGGAAAGUAGGCCAUGCAACAUUACCAACUAACUAUGAACUCAGCUUAUCUAGAAUGAAAAGCCAAGUCAAGAGGUUAAGAAAGCAACCAGAUAUUUUGGUAGAGUAUGAUAACAUAAUUAAACAGCAAUUAGAUGCAGGUGUGAUUGAGCGAGUGCCAGAAUUAGAUACAGCUGAGAAAGUUCACUAUUUACCACAUCAGGCAGUAGUGAGACAGAACGCGCAGACUACAAAGGUUAGGGUAGUUUACGACGCUUCAGCAAAGGAUUUAAAAAGUAACACUUCUUUAAAUGAUUGUUUGCAUAUAGGUCCCUCACUUAACCCAUUAUUGAUAGACAUAUUAUUGCGAUUUAGGGUAAAUAGGGUAGCUUUAGUCGCGGAUAUUGAAAAAGCAUUUUUGAAUGUCGGAGUAGACAAAGACGAUCGCGAUUGUUUAAGGUUUUUAUGGCCAGAUGUUCCAAACGACAGCAAGUCAGAGGUAAGUGUUUAUCGCUUUUGUAGAGUUGUUUUCGGAGUAAACGCUUCGCCAUUUUUGCUUAACGGAACACUAAGGCAUCAUUUGUCUAAGUAUGAGAAAGAAGAUCCAGCGUUUGUUAAGAAAAUGUUAGAGAGUUUUUAUGUUGACGAUUUAGUUUCAGGUGAAAAUUCGAGCACUGAGGCCUAUGCGCUAUUUCAAAAGGCUAGCGAAAGGAUGGCGCAAGGCGGAUUUAAUUUGCGUAAGUGGUUGACGAAUGACGCGCAAUUAAGAGAUAAGAUAUCGAUAGGUAGUGACGCAAAACAUGAUUGCGUGGGCGGAAAUGCUGAGGAAACCUUUGCUAAAACGUCCUUAGCUGUGCAUGGGAGUCUAAUAGGACAAAAGAUUUUAGGAUUAGCUUGGAAUUGCGAAACCGACAUGCUCAGUUUCGAUCUUACAAUUGUAAGUAGAAGAGCCGUGAAUGCACCAUCAACGAAACGUACAAUGUUAAGUUUAUUGGCAUGUCUUUAUGACCCCUUAGGAUACUAUAGUCCGGUUACAGUAAGCAUGAAAAUACUUUUUCAGCAAUUGUGUUGUGCUAAGUUAGAUUGGGAUGACGAGCUAAGCGGGGAAGCUAAAACUAAGUGGGAAAAUUGGGUUGACGAUUUAAAUAGAGCCAGGGAAAUAAAAAUUCCCAGGUGUGUUUAUGAAAAAUCAGACAAGCAUGUAAUAGAAUGUUUUCUUCAUGGGUUUGGAGAUGCCAGUAAGGCAGCGUAUAGCGCUGUGGUAUACUUAGUUUAUAAAACACAAGACGGAUCUCGCAGGGUACGAAUGUUAGCGAGUAAAUCAAGGGUGGCGCCUUUGAAAACAUUAACCAUCCCCAGGUUGGAGCUCAUGUCAGCUAGAAUAUUAGCACAACUAAUGAAUUCUGUGGGAAAGGCCUUGGAGUCUCAGUUAAGUUUGAGUGGUAGGAAAUUUUGGCUGGAUAGUAAAACUGCCUUAUGUUGGAUUCGAAACAAAGGCGAGUGGAAGCAAUUUGUCCAGCACAGGGUCAAUGAAAUCCUACGUUUAACGGAUAAGGCAGAAUGGGGACAUUGCCCGGGAGAGGAAAACCCAGCUGAUAUAGGAUCCCGAGGAACCACUGCGACUAAUUUAAAAGAGUCUAGAAAAUGGUGGGAAGGCCCAGCUUGGCUUUUGCAAGAUGAGAAAAAUUGGCCCACAUCAGUGCAUGAGGAGCAAACAACCCCAGAAAGUAUUCAGGAAGAAAAAAGGCACGCCACCAUACUGACAGUUAUUGCAGAACCUAACGUAGGCACAGUUUUAGAUGUUUCUAAAUCUAGCAGUUUUGAGAAAGUUGUACGAAUCAAUGCAUGGGUGAUGCGAUUUGUUAGUAAUAUGAAAGCUUUGACCACAAAAACAACGAGAAAAACAGGGAUUUUAAGCGUCGAAGAAUUACUUGAUUCUGAGAAGAAAUUAAUUAUUUCAGCGCAAAUUGAGUUAAAAGGUCAGUCUAAUUUUCGGCAAUUAGUAAAAAAUUUAGGGUUAAAAACCGAAGAAGGAAUAUUGCGCUGUCAAGGUAGAUUGUUAAAUUCCGAUUUAGAUAUUGAUAGUAAAAAACCGAUUAUUUUACCAAGAAACCAUCAUUUGACACGACUUAUUGUAGAGGAAAGCCACCGUAAAGUACAUCACGGUGGUGUGAGAGCCACAUUAGCAGAGGUCCGAAGUAAGUUUUGGGUCCCAAAGGGGAGGCAAUAUGUGAAAAAGUUGUUAAGCAAGUGUACUGUAUGUAAGAAAUUGACGGGUAAACCGUACAAGGCUCCAGAAGCUGCAGCUUUGCCAGAAUUUCGCGUAAAACAGUCACCUCCAUUCGACAAGGUAGGUGUAGACUUUGCAGGUCCCUUGUAUGUUAAGCAAGGCAAAAGUAUGCGAAAGGUUUACAUAGCGUUAUUUUCAUGUUGCGUAACUAGAGCACUCCAUUUAGAAUUAGUUGAAGACUUGUCUGCCCAAACUUUUAGAAGAUGUCUGAGACGAUUCACUGCAGCGCGGGGAAAUCCAUCUAUAAUCGUGUCGGAUAACGCUAAAACGUUUAAAGCAGUAGAAAAGACACUGAAGCAUUUAUUUGAUCACCCAGAAGUGAAGUCAGAUUUAGAGGUACGAAGGAUAGAAUGGAAAUUCAAUUUAGAGAGAGCGCCGUGGUGGGGAGGAUUUUUUGAGCGAAUGGUGAGAAAUGUGAAAGUUUGUCUUAGGAAG
This is a messenger RNA of Paramuricea clavata, 5139 nucleotides long. NCBI's taxonomy places the organism in Eukaryota, Metazoa, Cnidaria, Anthozoa, Malacalcyonacea, Plexauridae. The record is from the annotation of a GenBank genome assembly.